Molecule: messenger RNA, 852 nt
Organism: Aspergillus niger
Lineage: Eukaryota; Fungi; Ascomycota; Eurotiomycetes; Eurotiales; Aspergillaceae
Exons: 3
Coding region: 1-852 (283 amino acids)
Biological process (GO): transsulfuration
Cellular component (GO): mitochondrion
Molecular function (GO): thiosulfate-cyanide sulfurtransferase activity
Source: RefSeq, a predicted model, not a curated record
AUGGGGCCAAUUUCGUCUCUCCUCGUCUCACCGGCCGAGCUACAUCACUUACUUAAAGCUGCCUCAACUGCAUUCCGAAUUGUCCCUGUCGCAGCGGGAAACCACUCCACGCUUCCAUCCUUCGAAUCUCGUCAUGUACCCAACUCUGUGUUCUUCAACAUGGAUGCAGUCAAAGACACCAACUCACCCUACCCGAUGAUGCUGCCCUCUUCAGCCCAGUUUGCAACGUACAUGGCAGAGCGUGGCAUCCGCCGGGAUGACGUUCUAGUCAUCUACGACACCUUCGAGACGGGUCUCCGCUUGUCUCCCCGUGUCGCAUGGACCUGUCAGCACUUCGGACACAAGAAUGUUCACGUAUUGAACAAUUUUGCCAACUACGUAAAAGAGGGGUUUCCCGUCGCUUCCGGGCAGAUGCGGACGCCAGUGUCUUCGACAACUAGCGAGAUGGAUGAAGCUACCAGCAUUGAUCCGGACCCCGAGGCAGACAACAAAGGAAAAUUUCAGAUCAUCGAUGCCAGACCAAAUGACUUGUUUUCUGGACGUGCUGCAGCCAACGGCGCGAGUGCUUCUGUGAGAUUGGGACAUAUGCCAUCUGCUAUCAAUGUUCCUUUUGAUUCCGUUCUUGGUCUAGACAAAACAUUCCUUCCUCCGGCAGAGCUAAGGGACCAGUUCGUGAAAUGGAGAGGAAGAGAAGACGUGCCGGCUGUGUUGACCUGUAAUAGCGGUGUUACUGCUGCAGUGGUAGAUCUGGCGCUGCGGGUGGCUGGCCUGAAUGUGAAGACGAGCCUUUAUGAUGGGAGUUGGAGUGAGUGGGCUGAUCGAGUGGAUGAAGAUGGUUUGAUUGUUAUAUAA